UAAAAAUACUUUAUUGCUAAAAAAUGCCAGUGAUCAUCUGAACCUUCAGCAAGUCAUAAUCUUUUUGCUAGUGGAGGGUCUUGCUUUGAUCUUGCUGGGGGCUGACAGAUGAGGAUGGUGGUUGAUAAAGGUUGGCAUGGCUGUGACAAUUUCUGAGUGGCUGCCUGGAGCCUCAGGCAUGGGGUUGCAAUCUUUGGUGUGCAUGUGUGGGCAGAGCCAAGAUGCUUCCUGAAGCUGCAGAGAGGGGGAGCUCUGAGAUUCUUGUCACCUUUUGAAUGGUUGGAUUUAGCUCUUGGGGUAACUUUUUCCCCAAAUGUCUUGCAGUCAUUUGAGCAGAACAACAUCACUUAGUAUCUUAAUGAUGCCUGCUGCAUAGCUUGAUAGAGUGGAGCUUUUCACAAACGGCUGGACUCAAGAAACUGGUUGUACAUCGUCAACCAUCUUUUCCAACAAUCCCUUCUUCUCCCAGCUUGAUUUUUCUAUUUCUUGUAGAGAUGGGGUCUAGCUAUGUUGUUCAGGCUGGUCUUGAACCCCUGGCCUCAAGUGAUCCUCCUGCCUCAGCCUCCUAAAGUGCUGGGAUUAUAGGUGUGAGCCACUGUACCCGCCCAGGCACGCAAAUCCCUGGAUUUGUGGAUUUGCUGUGUACCCACAUGGUGUGAUGUAAAUAUGAUUGUAGGCUCAGAGCCUUCAGUCCCUACCCAAAUAAUGUGGUUGGGACAUUGGCACUGGACAGUCUGUGGAAAAGUGAAGUGACCUUCCUACUUUCCAUAGCUGGUAACUGUCCUAGCUGGGUGUUAGUCUUAGGUCUUUGCCCUCCAAGUGGGUGCUCUGGGCCUUCCCACUAGUAGGGUAGGGAGGGACAGGACUCAGGCUGGAUUCUCACAAUGCUGUGCUCUUUCAGGAGCCAUGAGGGGCCAGCGGAGCCUGCUGCUGGGCCCGGCCCGCCUCUGCCUGCGCCUGCUUCUGCUUCUGGGCUACAGGCGCCGCUGCCCACCUCUGCUCCGGGGCCUGGUACAGCGCUGGCGCUAUGGCAAGGUCUGCCUGCGCUCCCUGCUCUACAACUCCUUUGGGGGCAGUGACACUGCGGUUGAUGCUGCCUUUGAGCCCGUCUACUGGCUGGUGGACAACGUGAUCCGCUGGUUUGGGGUGGUGUUCGUGGUGCUGGUGAUCGUGCUGACAAGCUCCAUUGUGGCCAUUGCCUACCUAUGUGUCCUGCCCCUCAUCCUCCGAACCUACUCAGUUCCACGACUUUGCUGGCAUUUCUUCUAUAGUCACUGGAAUCUGAUCCUCAUCGUCUUCCAUUACUACCAGGCCAUCACCACUCCGCCUGGGUACCCACCCCAGGGCAGGAAUGACAUCGCCACGGUCUCCAUCUGUAAGAAGUGCAUUUACCCCAAGCCAGCCCGAACGCACCACUGCAGCAUUUGCAAUAGGUGUGUGCUGAAGAUGGAUCAUCAUUGCCCCUGGCUGAACAAUUGUGUGGGCCACUAUAAUCAUCGGUACUUCUUCUCUUUCUGCUUUUUCAUGACUCUGGGCUGUAUCUACUGCAGCUAUGGAAGUUGGGACCUUUUCCGGGAGGCUUAUGUUGCCAUUGAGAAAAUGAAACAGCUCGACAAGAACAAACUACAGGCGGUUGCCAACCAGACUUAUCACCAGACCCCACCACCCACCUUCUCCUUUCAAGAAAGGAUGACUCACAAGAGUCUUGUCUACCUCUGGUUCCUGUGCAGUUCUGUGGCACUUGCUCUGGGUGCCCUAACUAUAUGGCAUGCUGUUCUCAUCAGUCGGGGAGAGACUAGCAUCGAAAGGCACAUCAACAAGAAGGAGAGACACCGGCUACAGGCCAAGGGCAGAGUAUUUAGGAAUCCUUACAACUAUGGCUGCUUGGACAAUUGGAAGGUAUUCUUGGGUGUGGACACAGGAAGGCACUGGCUUACCCGGGUGCUGUUACCUUCUAGCCACCUGCCCCACGGAAACGGAAUGAGCUGGGAGCCCCCUCCCUGGGUGACUGCUCACUCAGCCUCUGUGAUGGCAGUGUGAGCUGGACUGUCAGCCACAACUUGAGCAUUCAUUCUGCUUCCUACGUUGUCUCAAGGGCCAAGGGCAGCUUUUCUUGGAAUUGAUGAUAAAAAAGAGCCAGUGGGCCUGCCUCAGAGUACCAUACAGGGACAACUCAAGGACCAACCUUUUGGCCACUGCGGAAGACACAAUGUGAAGAAAUCUGAGGACUGGCAUCCUUUUACUCAGGCAAACAGAAGUUCCAGGCCCAGACCAGGGUCAGGCUGCUGCCUUGCCCAGUGCUGACCCUGGCCCCUCCUGGUUAUAGCACCUCUUAGACUUGCUGUCUGAGAAAACACCUAACUGGUACAGCUGAGAUCCCAGCUUCUCAACAGGGCAGAGUUACCAGACCUGCUGCUGAGGUCACUGCCACUUCUCAUAUGCUGCUGAAGGGAGCAAAAAUAAAGGUAUUUGAUUUUUAACAACA
Molecule: messenger RNA, 2485 nt
Organism: Microcebus murinus (gray mouse lemur)
Lineage: Eukaryota; Metazoa; Chordata; Mammalia; Primates; Cheirogaleidae
Source: RefSeq, a predicted model, not a curated record